AUGUCUGUGCGAGUUGUUGUGAGGUGCAGGCCACUGAGCGACGAUGAACGGCAUGAUAAGACCAGAGUGAUUGUGCGCAUGAACGACAACGAGGUCCAGGUGGUGGGCUCGUUGGAGGGGCACAGUGGGAAGUUCUACUACGACGAGGCGCUAUGGUCAGCGCAGGUGGUGGUGGAGGGCAGCAAGAACCCGCACGUGCCGCAGGAAGCCGUGUACAAGCCCGUCGCAUUCGAGCUGAUCAACCACGUCCUGACGGGGUAUAAUGGCUGCAUCUUCGCGUACGGUCAGACCGGCAGCGGCAAGACAUAUUCCAUGAUAGGCACGCCGGAGGACCCUGGCGUCAUUCCGCGCAUCGCAACAAACAUCUUUAGGGAGACGAAGAGCCUUGCCGACAACGGCGUUGAAUCGUGUGUGGAGGUGUCCUUCUUUGAGAUCUACAACGAGAAGGUGCGCUGCCUGCUAUGCCCCGCCGACGGCGACUUUGACAACUCGUCGCUGCGGGUGCGGGAACAUCCGAAGUUUGGCCCGUUCGUGGAGGGCCUCACGAAGUUCGUCGUGUCGUCGGAGGUGGAGUUUCUGCGUCUGAUGCGCGACGGCAACCAAGUCCGCACCGCCGCCGCGACGUCGAUGAACGCGGUGAGCAGUCGCUCCCACGCCGUCUUUGCCGUAACGCUGACACAAAAGCGCACAAACGGGCGGCUCGUGACGACGAAGACGUCUCGGCUGAACCUCGUCGACCUCGCCGGCAGCGAGCGUCUGUCCAAGACGAUGGCGACGGGUAGGCGGCUUGUGGAAGGGGCGAACAUCAACAAAUCGCUUGCGUGCCUGGGCAACGUCAUCAGCAGCCUCGCGGAGGAGCAGGAGAUGGGGAAAUCGCGCCACAUUCCCUAUCGUGACUCCGUUCUCACGUGGAUCCUGAAGGACAACCUUGGAGGUAACUCCAAGACGGUGAUGCUCGCCACCAUCAGUCCCUCCUCGGCGCAGUACGAGGAGACGAUGAGCACGCUGCGCUACGCGGAACGGGCAAAGAAGAUUGUCAACAAAGCAGUGGUCAAUGAGAGCAACAAUAACGAGGUGAUCGCCGCGCUGCAGAAGGAGAUUGAAGAGCUGAAACUCCAGCUGCAAGGUGCAUCGGAGAGCGAGCGCAUCAAAUUAUCGGAGGACCUAGCAGCCAGUGAGGCGAUUCAGAAGGAGCUGCAAAUGUCGCUCGAGGAAAAACUCGCAGAAACAAGAAGAGUGAUGGAAGAGCGCGAGACAUACAUGCGUCAUCUUGAGGAGCAGCUGGAGACGCAACGGGGUGAGAUCGAGAAUCUGCGCAAUGAAAAUGCGGAGAAGGAGCGGCGUAUUGAGGAGCUGCUGCAGCACAUCGAGGAGGUGCAGAAGAGACUUGGUGGACGGGGGAAUGCGGAGGUAGAGCAGCUGCUUGAACAAGUGGCGGCAUUGGAGUCUGAGCAGCACGCGGCUACUGAGAAGUGUGCACCGUCGAGCUCUUAUGUUUCACAGGACAUCGAUGAUGUGCUGCUGCGACCAGAGCAUCUGGGCAACGUGCGGCCGCAGGAGCUAGAGGACAGCAGGGUCACCGUCCGCGCGUUGGCAAAGGCCUUUGAAGCGAUCGGGUCGGAUCCGCUAGUGGUGAAGCGCACCGCUGCCACGGACGAGGUGCUGCAUUUCGACCCCGUCGCGAUGCAUGUGCGUGCCUUUGAAAAGAGGGCGGCGGGGGACCAACAUCCACCCGAUGCUCCCACCGAGGAGGAAGACUUGUUGGAUGCGCUGCUUGGCUUAGAGGAUGAUCCCGAGCAGCAGCAGCAGCAGCGGGGCGACGACGCCAAUGAGAAUGAUGAUGUUGAUUUGGAGCUUGACCUCGACGUGGAAGAAGAUGAAGAUGUCGUGUUGGAUGAAGACGGCAUGGACAUGGACCUUGACCUCGAACUUGACCUCGAAGACGAGGGAGCAGUUGAUCAGGCAGGAGGACAGGAGAAUGGGGCUGAUGAGGCGGCCUCAGAGGAGCUUGAACUGGGGGAUGAUAAUGACGAAUACGGCGAGGCAAGUUCGCAGGCCGACUCGCUAGAGAUUGACGAUGGUAUGGAGGUCGAAGUCUACGAGGAGGCCUUCGCUGGCGACGCGGAUGAUAGCCCGAAGGUGCCGAAGGAGGUUAAUGAAGGUUUCACCUCCUCUGACAUGGUCGAUGACACGAGUGCUCCUGUGCCAACUUCUACUGCCAGCGUUGCGACCGCCACCGAUGGUGUGACGCACAACGCCGGCUUUCUCUCACCCUUUCCGACCAUCACGACACUGGUGGUACCAUCGCACGCUCUACCCAACAAUCGCUAUCUCUGCGAGCUAUUUCGAGUGAUUAAAAUGAGCGACAUGAUGCUCAUUGGGACCAAGAAGGAGCGGAUUUGGCUUGUCGACUUCUUCCGGCGUCGCUUUGCAAACCUGGAUAUGAGUGGAUACAUUUCGUUUGAAUAUCCCUCUGGCAACCUGUAUCGUGUGGAGAAGGACCCCGUCAACUCGAGACGUCUGACGCUUCAUUUCUUUGAGGCGCCACACCCAUACGAGUUAGAGUUCACAUCAAGUGACCGCCGGCAGCGCUUCUACGAGGUGGCCAUGACGCUUCGACGCAAUUCGAUCAUGUGGUGCCCCUCGUUGUGCCUCGAGAAUGAAAACGACACAAUUCUGAACGUGCAGGGUACGACGGUGGACCGGCCGAACGCUAAGCAGGUAAAGGUUAAUGGGGAGACAAAGCUCAUGGUUGCCCGCAUGCCAUAUGAGGUGAUAGACUUGUGGUAUGGCUGCUUCUCAAUGAAGAGCCGCGCGCUGCCACAUAGUGCCGCCGUGCUUGGAAGUUUCCUGCCGCGUAACUCACACGAGGUCUACAUCAUCGGCGUGAUGGACGUACCGCAUGCUUUUAUCGGUAAUGACGAGCUGUCCCGGUUCUUUCUUGAGUACCUGGGUGUGUCGCUCUACUACGUUCUUGCCAACACUACCGUGCACUCCAAGAAGAAGAACACAAAUAACGCUAUUAUUAUCAUUGUUCGGCGCUCCUUUAUUCUACGAGCCUCACACAUUGAGGCGGUAGAGACAACACCAGUGUACAGGGAUGACAUUGCGAAGGGCGACUUCACCGCGGUGGGUUGUGCUCUGCGCAUCAACGAGACAACCCUCGGUCUCAUUCUUGUCAAUGCGAAGCUGUCAAGGUGCUCGACAUUGGCACGUGCCGGAUGCCUGCGGUUGUUGAUGAGUAGUUUUCCAUUUGGCGACAUCUCUGUUGAUGUCGGGGUGCGGUUUGACUACUUUAUCGUCUCGGGUGCCUUCAAUUUUGGGACCGACUUUAAGAGUGACGAUAUGCUUCUUGCGCAGAUGAAGGCGGCAAAUCUCAUGUCGGAUAUGGAGGAAGCCACGCCCAGCGCCGCUAUACUGAAUGCGCCGGAGUCGAUACGCAUCUUCUACGCCGUUCGCCCACAUGUGUGCCGUCUUGACAUCAAACAAUACACAAGCUCACGGGCCCUGACGAUGCCCAAUGCAUUUGUGUCUGCGGAUGUUUUCUGCCAGCGGGCCUUUCUAAGUGUCUUUGGUGAACAGGUUCCGUGUGUCCAGCUGGUUCUGGACAAACUGGCGCUCAUCUCACCAAACGGGCGCAUUCCGCCUGUGUACUCCCCGGAGCUGCGCAUCUCCGCGGACUGGAUCGACGGCAGCCCACUCCACGCACCAUUCGCCAAGAGCAGUGACUCAUACACGCUGUCGGGACGGGCGGUGCCUGUGGUGGCACCAACAGUCAGCAACAUGGAAUUCCUGCGUCUGCAAACUAUCAGUUUCUCAUUGCUGGGAUUCCUCGACACAUCCAAAAAAAAACAGAAGACAGUCAUUGCUUCGGGUGCUUUACCAUUGAAGAACAUGUUUGAGAUGGGUAAGGCUGUGGAGUUUGAUGUUUCACUGUAUUAUCGUGCAUGUCGCGUAGGGACUCUCAGAGGCUCACUCUUGAUGGUGUUGUAUGAAAGAAACACUACGGAUCUUGCUGGGCUUCGCUCCGAACGCGACGUUGUGGUUGUAUCGUGCUACGAGAACCAAGUACUAGACGGAAAGAACUGGGUGCCGACCAUUUUUUCGCAGCACCAUGCUUACAGCUUUUCGCUUUCUGAUGCAACGAUGGAAUGCAGCAGGGAGAGCUUUGAGCUUCCCGAUCCGGCAAAAUGGAUGUGGCUUGACCAAUGGCGCCAUGAUGUACUUCAGUACGACGCGGAGGGGUGGACUUAUGCCACGGGGUUCCACCAGCCGUUUCAAUAUAAGUGCAUGAAGUCCUGUGGUGUGCGUCGGCGUCGCUGGACGCGGGCUAUGCAGGCUAGCGAUCCCCUCACCCUGCACAACUACCUGAUGCUUCUGAAGUCUAACGGCCAGGCUUCUCAGGCUGAUUAA
Trypanosoma grayi is the source of this 4413-nucleotide messenger RNA. Its product is annotated as putative Unc104-like kinesin. Gene Ontology annotation, biological process: microtubule-based movement; cytoskeleton-dependent intracellular transport. The record is from RefSeq and is a predicted model, not a curated record. The transcript has a single exon. Gene Ontology annotation, cellular component: kinesin complex; microtubule. Gene Ontology annotation, molecular function: microtubule binding; ATP binding; ATP hydrolysis activity. Bases 1 to 4413 code for a protein of 1470 amino acids. NCBI's taxonomy places the organism in Eukaryota, Euglenozoa, Kinetoplastea, Trypanosomatida, Trypanosomatidae.